Stegodyphus dumicola is the source of this 4412-nucleotide messenger RNA. RefSeq names its product vacuolar protein sorting 8 (gene Vps8). Gene Ontology annotation, molecular function: protein binding. Gene Ontology annotation, cellular component: HOPS complex; late endosome. NCBI's taxonomy places the organism in Eukaryota, Metazoa, Arthropoda, Arachnida, Araneae, Eresidae. Gene Ontology annotation, biological process: protein targeting to vacuole; endosomal vesicle fusion. The record is from RefSeq and is a predicted model, not a curated record.
AUGAAAGAACACCUUACAGCUCGAGUCAAAAUCUCAUCAUUGCCAUGUGAUAUUUCAAUAUUUCUAAAUAUGAAUUAUGCAUUGCCUUCUGAAGAAACAUUUGAGCAGCAGACUGAUGAUGCUUCUCUAAGUGAUGAAGAAUUCUCUAGUCAUGUCGGGUAUUUUCAAGAAACAUGCGAGACAACUUCAAUUGAUAGUAUUGAAUCUCACACUCGGAGAGAAAGAAAGCUUUCUACCCAUAAGGAGAAGAAAAGUCCACUUUUUAAAAAACAUGGAUCAAUUCUUAGGCAUGUAACACUUCGAGGAGUAUCUGCCCAGCUUCAGUCUGCAGCAGAGCGGGUCAAUGCUGGGAAGCCAACUUCUAUGGCUGUGUCAUCAUUUAUAGCUGUUGGAACUUUUCAUGGCAUCACUUUAAUUUUUGAUCCACAACAAGUUUUAAAAUGGUGCUUAGGAUCUACAGACUUUGGUGAAAAAUAUGGCUCUGUUUCAGCACUAGCUUUCAAUACAGACUGUAGUCGUUUGCUUGCAGGUUAUAGCAGAGGAGAGAUCACUAUGUGGGAUUUGCAUAAAGGAAAGCUGAUAAGGACCAUAUCUGAUGCUCAUCCUAUGCAGAAUGCUGUUUUACACAUUAAGUUUACUGAUGAUCCAACACUUGCCUUAUGCAGUGAUAGUGGUGGCUCAGUAUUUGAAUUGAACUUUAAACGUGUUAUGGGAACUAGAACAUGUGAAACUCGAUGCAUUUUUUCUGGCAGUCGUGGUGAAGUAUGUGCUGUUGAACCUCUCAGAAUGACACCUCAUUUUCGAAACCAUCCCAGUCAAGAAGUAUGCCUUGUUGCUCUUGGAACUGUUACAAAAGUUAUUGCUGUGACUGUAAGACCAUCUCUUCGUGUUUGGUUUACUCAUGCCUUACGAGCAGAUCCUGAUACUUUGCCAGUUUUGAGUUGGCAGUUUGUUGUUAUACAAGUUUCUUCAACAACUAGAAUAAUUGAUCCUGUCUUAGCAUUUGGUCGACAAAGUACAAUAUUUUUCUUUCAGGUCAACUUUGCUUCUGCAGAAAAAAUAAACUUCAUUCCACUACAGAAAAUUGAACUGCAGUAUGUCUUUCAAAAUUUUGCGUGGUUAAAUUCUAGAACAUUGGUCAUACUUGAUAUACUGGAGCAUCUUCAUGUUGUUGAUGUUAAAUCUGAAGAAGAACUGGAAGUAUUAGAUUUAGUUGAUGUUCAGCUGGUCUAUGGUACUUCCCACUUCAAAGGACUUGCUACUGGUGGUAAUGUCAGUAAAGCUAUGGCUGUAGCUGGAGAAAGAGCUUGUUAUUAUUCAAUGGCAGCAUUUGGAAGUCAGCUGCUGCUUCUUGGAAUUAAAAGUAUUCAUGUUAUGACCAUGAGAACAUGGAAUGAGAGGAUUGAUUUUUUAGUCAAACAAAAGAUGUUCUCUGAAGCUUUGACUCUUGCUUUAUCAUUCUAUGAAGAAAAUGCCAAAGCUGUAUCAGGCUUAAUUGGAAAGAAAUCACAAAGGCGAGAGCUUGUUGCCACAAAAAUUAUUGAAAUACUUAGUAUAUAUGUUGACCAAAUAAUGACACAACUUUGUCCAGAAAGAGGAAGAAUAGAAUUAUUAAUGCAUCAUUAUCAAGAAAAAGUGCCAGUUUGUGUUGAUUAUUGUAUAGCAGUAGAAAGGAGGGAUUUCCUUUUUGGGAAGAUGUAUGAAAGCUUUCAGGCUGAUCCAUUGGCUCUUGGAGUAUUUUUAGAAAGUCUAGAACCAUAUAUUUUAGAUGGACGUCUAAAAUCAAUGACUCCUCAAAUUGUCAAAGAAUUUGUUGAUCACUUUUCUGAGAAAAAAAAGUAUAAUGCUUUAGAAGCUUGUAUUGUACGUUUAGAUAUUGCAAGUCUGGAUAUUCAUCAGGUUAUGACUUUAUGCUGGAAUGAAGGACUAUAUGAUGCAAUUAUUUAUAUAUAUAAUCAUGGAAUGAUAGAUUAUGUCACACCAUUUGAGGAUUUAAUGGUUAUUCUUCAGAAAGCUGUGAAAAGAGGAAAGCAACUUACUGAUGAUCAAAUUAAGCUAGGAAAUAAAUUACUGGUAUAUAUCAGUUGUUGUUUGGCAGGAAGAGCAUAUCCAUGGGGGGAUAUUCCUCAAGAAUUGGCAUCUGAUGUAAAAUUUAAAGUAUUUCACUGUGUCACGAAUUUGCAUGGAAAAAAUAUGGAAGAUACUGAAAUAUAUCCAUAUUUGAAAACUCUACUUCAUUUUGAUACAAGAGAAUUUUUAAAUGUUUUAGCAUUGGCUUUUGAGGAACCGGAAUUUUGCACUGAAGUUGGACUAGCCCAGAAACAAAGAGUGGUUGAUAUUCUUCUCAAAAUAAUGGUUCAGAAUGAAGGAUUUUUGCCUACUGAAAUUGGAGCAUUGUUUACUUUCCUUGCUAGACAAAUGGCAAAGCAAGAAAACAGCAUUAUGGUCAAUCGACUUCUCUUUGAGCAAGUUUUAGAACACUUAACAAACCCAGGUGAUGAGACUCGCUUAGAAGAAAGACAGCAAGCUUUAAUGGAACUGUUACAUGCUGGUGGUCUAGCACAAGUAAAUGAAGAAAGAGUGCUUGCACUUGCAGAAAGAGCAAAAUUCUAUCGUGUAUGUGAACAUCUUUAUGAAAAACAUCAGCAGUAUGACAAAAUUCUUGAGUGUUAUCUUCAAGAUCCAUCAAGGAAGUUACAAGUUUUCUACUUCAUUGAAAAAAUACUUAAUCAUCCAAAACGUACUGCAGAAGAAAAAAAAGCUCUUGAAACAAGAAUUAUUCAAAGUAUUGAGCAACUUGUAGAUAUUGACAACAGACGAACAUCUCAAAUUCUGCUGGAGUUUUUCCCUAAUCAGUUGUUAAGUGUGGUAACUGCAUUAAAAGAUUCUCCUGAAAUUUUGUAUCAGUUUCUUCAAGGCUUGUUUAGCAAUAAAGAUCUUGGUUCUAUAUCGCCAUUGUCUAAUAAAGAUACUCCUAUUGUUGAUCCUCUUGUAGUUGAAACAUACAUUGAUUUAAUGUGCCAGUAUGAUUUAAAUCAAGUUCAUAAUUAUUUGCGCCGAGCAGAUGGUUACCGAUUAGAAGAAACUCUUGAAAUUUGUAGAAAACAUAAUGCAAUGGAAGCUACUGCUUUUCUUCUUGAAAGAGCAGGUGACAUUCAUGGAGCAUUUAAUAUAAUGUUAGAAGGUUUGCAGUGCAAAAUCAAAGAAGUUUCACAUGAGUUAUUAACGUCAUCUACUGCAUUGAACUUGGAAUUUUCUGCUUCAUGGAAUGAACUUCAAAGUCGUGUUUUAGUCAUAAUUCAGUUGUGCCAAAGAAAUUCAAAUAAAAUGAAUCAGGAUGAGAGAGAGCUACUCUGGUUUCCACUAUUAGAAUCAAUGAUGGCUCCUCAAAGGCAGCUAAGAGGCAGAGUCAAUGCUGAAUAUUUAAAUGCAUUUAAGGAACUGACAAGGCAUUUACUAAACAAUAUGAUGGGCUAUAUUUCUCUACCUGCUAUUCUUCAGCGUGUAGUUCAGGAUCCUGCAUAUAAUACAGGAAAAUUUGGUGAAAUUAGAGAGCUUAUUAUGGGAAUGUUUGAAACCUACAAUUAUGAGAAAACCCUCCUUUCAACCACAACCAAACUUUUAAAUGAUGAUUUACAUAACCAACUGAGAAAUCUCUGCAAAACAGCAAAUCAAGUUUUCACAUGCCAUGAUGAUGUCUGUCUAUUUUGCAGAAAUCCUUUAGGAGAUGAAGAAAAUGUUGAAAUCAUAGUUUUCAGGUGUGGUCAUGUUUACCAUACAAGCUGUUUAGGAGGAAUAAAGAAAGGAAAUGAAGAGCCAUUAACAUAUUUCUGCCUAAAAUGUGAAAGGCAUCAACGGUAUGAAAUCAAUGUUAAGAACCCAAGAAUACGCUUAAGAAAACCUGUGAUGGUACCAAAUUUUAAAACCAGGAGUAAAACUUCAUCAUUCAGAGAGACUCGUUUGAAUGCUCAGCAGUUACAGGCUCUUGAAAUUGUAAGAAAAUGUCAGAAGUCCUCAAGAUUAUCACUCAUUGAAGAACUAGCAUAUGAUGAUAGCAAACGAACACAGCAAAGGAGUUUUGAAAGUAGGAAAAGUGAUGUUGGCUUAAAACUUAAUUUAUCUCCAGCAUGUAAGGAUGACUUUGUUUCUGAGUUUUGAGAACUUUAUUCAUAUACAUAUAAAGAGAGAAAAAUUGUAAUUUAUAUAUCUAAAUGCAAAAUAUUUGUGUAUAAACAUUCCACAAGGGAUAAAGUUUUAUUUAGGUUAAUUGGUGAUGAAUUCAGUCAGUAUUGCUUUUUGAACUGUGACUGCAAAAUUAUAAAAUAAAUUUUUAACAAAAUGAAAUAUGUAUAUAAUAUAUAUGGAUAUACUUGUUCUCCAGUUCAUUGUAAUAAAUUAUUUAUAAAUAAUGA